Molecule: messenger RNA, 912 nt
Organism: Lolium rigidum
Lineage: Eukaryota; Viridiplantae; Streptophyta; Magnoliopsida; Poales; Poaceae
Exons: 3
Coding region: 1-912 (303 amino acids)
Source: RefSeq, a predicted model, not a curated record
AUGCGGCAAAACGAUGGGGAGGAUCUCUUGCGUACAGCGACUCUGCCAGGGACAACUAUGUCAGAUAUAAUGACCUACAGUGGUGAAGGCCUCACCGUGAACAAUGUUAGGACCAUCGAUUGUUCAAAUAAAUGCCGUUGCCAUGCCAUGGACUUGCUGCAGUUCAUUGACCUCAAGAUAGCUGGUUAUCGCCAUGCCCAACCUGGAUCUGCCAAAAUAUUUGGGUUUUUCGUGACACGGGAUCGAAUCGAACCUUUGCGCAAUUAUGUCUACAGGCGGGAGAUUGGCAAUUGUGAAGUUGUAACUGUGAAGCCAAAGACGGGCAUGGCACGUUUAUCACUUGGUAGCCCUGCUCGAGGUAUUGGCAUGACAAGCCAUGUGUUGUUCGAAUUCAAGCUUUGUGUACGUACUGAAGCCCCGCCUGAAAAUGGGCCCAAAGAUGACCUUCUGAUCGCAGGAUGCGCUGAAUUCAGCAAGAUUAUGGAAAGAAAAUCAUUCAUUCAGAAUCGACGUAUUUAUGGGGAGAAGUGUGGACUGGAUGUGAAGUUCCUGGUGGUGAUGAAUGCGGUACAAGCAUUCGUUGAUGUUGAGAUACUCCGUGCCCCUGCUUGUGGCUUUAAUCUGAAUCUCUAUGCCAAGACCAGUGGUUUCAGUGAUGUGAUUCGUCUCUACCGAGGAAGCGCAGACGCUGGCUGCAGAACGAGUUCAGUUGUAGCGGUGGAGAUAUGUAGUUACCUUGAUCUUCGUAUCGAAGGGACUCCGAAAGAUGACGGAGGAGUUUCUCAGAAACUGCUGCCUUGUGUGUGGGAGGACAGCUUCGAUUCCUGCUACCAUGGAGAGGUGGAUAAAGUUGUGGAUCUCGACGAAUCCACCUCGAUUUCAGUGAAGAUCACCUGGAUAACUAUUGAUUGA